This is a messenger RNA of Ostrinia furnacalis (Asian corn borer), 1984 nucleotides long. It is a transcript of the gene kn, whose product is annotated as EBF transcription factor knot. Gene Ontology annotation, biological process: regulation of DNA-templated transcription. The transcript has 16 exons. Bases 151 to 1899 code for a protein of 582 amino acids. The record is from RefSeq and is a predicted model, not a curated record. Gene Ontology annotation, molecular function: DNA-binding transcription factor activity; DNA binding. Lineage: Eukaryota; Metazoa; Arthropoda; Insecta; Lepidoptera; Crambidae.
CGCGGGUCGUGGUUCGCGAUUCGGUCGGACGAGCUAAACGCGGCGGCGGGCGGGUACACCGGCUCGCCGUGGCCGCCGCUGGAGCUAGACCCCGUGGGAUGGGGCCGAAAACUGUACCCGUCGGGAGCGCCGAGGUCUUCAGGUGGGCUGAUGUUCGGCCUGCACCACCAGGAGGCGGCGGGAGGUCUCCACGCGCAGCCCCGAGGGCCCGUCACCUCCCUCAAGGAGGAACCGCUCACUCGCGCGUGGAUGACGCCAAGUUCCUUAGUUGACAAUACCAACACAGUGGGCGUCGGCCGAGCCCACUUCGAGAAGCAGCCGCCUAGCAACCUACGCAAGAGCAACUUCUUUCACUUCGUGGUCGCACUGUAUGACCGCGCGGGACAGCCUGUGGAGAUCGAGAGGACUGCCUUCAUCGGAUUCAUUGAGAAAGACCAGGAAGCCGAAGGCCAGAAAACGAAUAACGGUAUCCAGUACAGACUUCAGUUACUUUACGCUAACGGUAUUCGACAAGAACAAGAUAUUUUCGUCCGUCUCAUCGAUUCAGUCACAAAGCAGCCAAUUGUCUACGAAGGUCAAGACAAAAACCCCGAGAUGUGCCGAGUUUUGCUCACACACGAAGUCAUGUGCAGUCGGUGUUGUGAUAAGAAGAGUUGUGGUAACAGAAACGAAACCCCAUCAGAUCCUGUCAUAAUUGAUCGAUUUUUCCUGAAAUUCUUCCUAAAAUGCAACCAGAAUUGUUUGAAAAAUGCCGGCAAUCCACGAGACAUGAGAAGAUUUCAAGUAGUGAUAUCAACACAAGUGAUGGUCGACGGCCCCCUCCUAGCGAUAUCCGACAACAUGUUUGUGCACAACAACAGCAAGCACGGCCGAAGGGCCAAGCGGCUGGACCCGACUGAAGGUAUUGACGCCGCGCCAGAUAUGACUUUAUACUUCACAGCGGGUUUGUACCCACCCCUGCCCGUGGCGACUCCAUGCAUCAAGGCGAUAUCCCCCAGCGAGGGCUGGACCUCUGGCGGGUCCACCGUCAUCAUAGUGGGAGAUAACUUCUUCGAUGGACUGCAAGUCGUCUUCGGGACGAUGCUGGUUUGGAGUGAGCUGAUAACAUCCCAUGCGAUAAGAGUCCAGACCCCUCCGCGGCAUAUACCGGGGGUGGUGGAAGUGACGCUGUCCUAUAAAAGCAAGCAGUUCUGCAAAGGAGCACCAGGGAGAUUUGUUUAUGUUUCGCUCAACGAGCCCACGAUAGAUUACGGCUUCCAGAGGCUACAGAAGCUGAUACCGAGGCAUCCUGGGGAUCCGGAGAAGUUGCCAAAGGAAAUAAUCCUAAAGCGAGCAGCCGACCUAGCAGAAGCGUUAUACUCGAUGCCAAGGAACAAUCAGUUGGGACUCAGCGCGCCCAGGUCACCUCCCGCGAGUAUGCCCUUCAACUCCUACACUGGACAGCUGGCCGUCAGCGUCCAGGACACAGCUGGCUCGCAGUGGACUGAAGAGGAGUACGCGCGUAGCGGCGGCUCCGUCUCGCCGCGAUACUGCUCCGCCGCGUCCACGCCGCACGCCGCGCCCGCGUCCUACCCGCAUCCACAGCACUACCCUGCGCCGCCGACGUCGCUGUUCAAUACCAGCUCGCUGUCCCUUGGCCCGUAUCACCCGGCCAACAUGAAUGGACAUUUAUCGUCUGACCAUCACUAUAACGCGUAUAACACGAAAGAUAGCGGACAUUACAGUGAAAGAAAUGGGAAUUCUAAGGCGGCUGACUGUCCGGCAAACACUACAAAAUGCAACGACGGCGAUAUGAAAGGGCCUCAGAGUAAAGAGAGCAAACUGAGGAGCGCCUUUGCGGUAGUCAGGCACAGCCCUCCGCACCACCAACAAAAUUGGCAGCAUCUUGCAGUGCAGUGAAUGGGUGGGCUAGUAUCAUCACCGUUCUCAGUAAACCCAUUCUCGUUGCCAACGUGCAGCGCUCAGCAGUACGCGCAAACUGCGC